ACACGCCGUGCCGGCUCGGGCCGGCGCGCGCCGGUCCCGGAGGCGCAGGCCACCUUCUUGAAAUCAUGAAUCCUGUUUAUAGCCCUGGAUCUUCUGGGGUUCCCUAUGCAAAUGCCAAAGGAAUUGGAUAUCCAGCUGGUUUUCCUGUGGGCUAUGCAGCAGCGCCUGCCUAUUCUCCUAACAUGUACCCCGGAGCGAAUCCUACCUUCCAAACAGUGCUGGAGAUUGAACCCAGGGUCUUGCACAUGUUAGGCUAUACUCCUGGCACGCCUUACAAAGUGUCCUGUUCCCCAACCAGCGGAGCUGUGCCACCGUACUCCUCCUCUCCCAAUCCUUACCAGACGGCUGUGUACCCAGUGAGAAGUGCCUACCCCCAGCAGAGCCCAUAUGCCCAGUUGUCUCUGUUUUCUCCACAGCAAGGCGCGUACUAUACACAACCUCUGUAUGCAGCACCUCCUCAUGUCAUUCACCACACCACAGUGGUGCAGCCCAAUGGCAUGCCAGCAACUGUCUACCCUGCUCCUAUCCCACCUCCUAGAGGCAGCGGGGUCACCAUGGGCAUGGUUGCUGGGACCACGAUGGCCAUGUCAGCAGGUACCCUGCUGACUGCUCAUUCUCCAACUCCUGUAGCCCCUCACCCAGUCACUGUCCCCACGUACCGAGCCCCAGGAACACCCACGUACAGCUAUGUGCCCCCGCAGUGGUGAUUGCCCUGCAAAUUAAUAUUUGAGGAUGGAGCUGUGCAGUCACUUCAUUGAGUUCCACAGCUGGUGCUGCGGGCCUUGUGCCUCCAACCAGGACUUUCUUCUUAAUGCUCCGACACUUAGCUAAACACGACUGCGUCCCAGCCCAGCAGGUCCCAGCUCGCUAGUCUCCAACUAACUCUGUGGGUUGGUUUUAAAGCAAAUCCUGUUUUGUGGACUGCCUGGCAAAUUUUUUAGCUAACUGUAAUGAUAAAAAAGGGAGUAUUACUCUAUUCUGAAUCCUAUCUAGUUGAAUGCAUGUUUAUCAAAACAAAAACAAAGCUUGCUCAAUCUACCUGCAGUGACUGAUGCAAAACCACCAUAUGCAAAACCCAAAGGACUGGUCUGUGUUCACAGCCUGUUACUCAUGCACCUCUCGGAUGUAUGCUGAGUCUCAGUUACACUCGUGCAAGGGAUAUCCUCACUGAAGCGUGGGGAGUACUGGACGGGACUCUUAGGGUGCUGGGGUUGCCAGUUAUGGACACAGACUUGUAGCUUUCAGCAGCCUGGUUUUUUGGCACUAACUGACUGAUCCUGGAGGGAGCUGCAGGGACUGGGAGAGAGAGAGUGUGAGCCUGCAGCAGCUCCAGAUAGCAGCAGCAGGGAUAGUGGGGCCCCUUCUCCUUCAUUUCAGCUGGAGUGUGCUCUGGGAAGCAGGGAUCUACCUGAAGCUUAUCAGGAAAUACAGGAGCUUGGUAACCAGUCCAGCUGGGGUGAAGAAUGGUCUGUGUGUCAGAGCAGUGUCUGCCAUCUGAGUUUCCGCUGUAUGUCUUACAGGAUAAUGUUUUGUGUAUCUGUUGGGACUGUUGGAAAAGUCCAUUGUAGAAGUAAACUGUCUUCCUAGGAGGGAAGAUGUCAAAGAGAAGCAGCCACACUGAGGCAGUGUUGCCUUUUGCUUUAUUUCACUUAGGGAACCAUUCCUUUUUUCUUCUGAGAAUAAUUGAGUCAGCUAAAGACACAGGCACUGCUGUAUUCUCCCACAAAGACUUCAGCCAUGUGCUGAGGAGAGUGUUGUACAUUUAAGACUGGUUACAAGGGAAUACGUGUAUUUUUAAGUUAGUUCCUCAUGUUUCUUGUAGAGAAGCAGGGCUGUGAUUAUGUCUAAAAAUGUAGAGAUAAUGUAGCUUGUCUUGGGGUCUUUCACCCAAGGAUGACCUGCCCUCUGUGACUAGCGGGGUGAGGCCUGGGAAGCCUGCGGAAGUGGUUUGUGAGCCCCUUUUCCACUCUCUUCUGUAGCUGAUGGCAGUCAGUACCAAGCUGAUGUGGAAAGCAGAAAGGAAGGGCCAGGCAGGUGAGGAAUGCGCUUGCCUGGAAGACUCUAUGGUGGGAAAGAUUUUGAGUGUGUACAUAAGAAAUCACGAGGGUUCUUUUUGCCUGAAUAUGCCCAACUUGAAUCUGUGAGAGUGUUUUUGUUCAGUGUGGGUCAAAGGGGCGGGGCAUGAGGACCUCUCUGGGGUCUGUCAAUUGGGGGUGUGCUUUUUAUCUUUUUUUUCAACCCCAUUGAAUUGCUAGGGCUUUGGUUGGAAGAGGUGCUUGUCUCUGGCAGCUAAGUCAGGGCUUCUGUGUUGGUGUGAGGUCACCUUAGUAGCAGUCAGCUUGGCUAGAGGGUGGGUCACCUGAAUAUUGAACCUUUUGUGACCUAAUUUUUAUAGUAAUGCUCUCCAUAAUUUUUUUUUAGCAUUUUAUUUUUUGAGAAGUUUAGGAAGAUUUUUGCAUGAAUCAGUGUGAACAGAAGAUUCCUCAUUCCUUAUGUCCAUGAACAUAGAAUGUUUAUGGAUAAGUAUGUUUAAUUGCCUCAUGAGCACUUAAGUGGUGUGAGUGUGUGUGUGUGUGUGUGUGCACGUGUGUGUGCGCGCGCUUGGGUGUGGGUGUGCAUGGGGGGAGGGGUAGCACAAGAAAGCACACACUGCACAGAGAUAGAAACAUUCGCUGUGGCACAUAGCCUACAUCUGUACUUCCUUGUUGGGAUUCCCAUCCCUGCAGUGGAUGAUGUGCAGUGUUGGUAGUUCCAAGGUUUCCCGGACUCAACAGACAGAAGGUUGUCUCCCAGGUGAAUAAUCACAGAUCAGAACAAAUGAACCUGUGACUUUCACAUGUGUUUGAAGAAGUCCCCUUACCCACCCCCAACUAAACAUAGCUAUCUCCCUGCCUGGGAAGGGUAUAGUUUUUUGCCUACAGCAGGAAGUACCAAGUCUUAGGGCUGCUUGCAGCUGUACACAGUGUGUGUUUCGAAACAGGCCCCAAGUUCUCAGGAGAGAGGGGUUGCCGCCCUCCUGAUCCUAUCGGCUUUCCACACUUGCCCUGGAACUGUUUAAAUGGAGUGACUAUCAAACACCUGUGUUAUACAACUCGCCUGUGUGGAAAUCUUUUCUGUUUUGAAGCUAUCAGGAUGUCACUAUGGAAUCUGCUGGUGAAAGAUCUUACCAGGUGAAAAUCUGGGCCUAUGGAUAGGAGUGAACUGUCACAGGUGGUGACUUUAACAACAUUGAGUUUCAGUGAAAUUAAGGAACAGAAUUGGGUCAGUAUUCUAUUAUAUAGCUGCACAGGUAUUCCAGAACAUUGAGGAACAUUCCAAGAAAGUGUGCUUUCUAUGUGUGUGACAUUCCUGACUAGAGUCCAUCUGCUGAAUUGACAGGCAAGCAGAGCCUGAUACCUACGAACACUGACAUCAUUAUCAUCUGCUGCUGCCUUCCCUGAGGCUAGGGAGCUUCCUGCUGCUGCUGCUGCUGUCUGCGGUUUAGAGCUGUGCAGCACUGGAACCUGUGAGCUCCUUGAGUCUUGAGAAGUAAGCCCACCAUCAGGAUUGGGCCAGUUAGGCUACAGGCAUGGAUGGAAGCGACCUCUGGAACUGUUGUCUGUUGUAUUGUGGUCUUCCUUGGAAGAACUGUUGAGUGGCCUUUGGUUACCAGUUACCAUCCUGGGUAGCAGCUUGUGUUUUGCAGGGACAGUGUUUCCAGCAGGUAGGGAGGUCCUGGAUUCUGGAUUGGUUGUUAAGGGUCCUGCCUUUCCUCAGCCGUGCACCUGGUAUCUGACUGCAUCAGUUUUUGUUGUUGUGAUGUGAAGGGAGGCUGACUGAAAGAGCAGACUGGGUGUUGUGUGGUACAGUGAGAAGAAGUCAUUCCUGGGGAGGUCUGAGCUCGGCCUUCUGACUUGGGCCUUUGAGUGCACCAGCCUUAAACACUGGGGCUGCUUCAGAUUUCCUCAGUUAUCCUGAAUAUUGGAGAUAUUACUGAAUAUUACUGUGGGGCCACCUUCUCUCAGCAGCUGACUUCUGUACUCGCGUACCUGGCACUGCCGGGUGGCGCAGGACCUCCCAGGGUGCAGUGGCAAGUAUGGCAGCUGCUGGUCCUUUCUUCGGGUGCUGAGGGUUGCGGAGGGCAGGUGUGCAGCAGAGCUUACUCUCAAGUCCAGCACACCUCCCAGGUCUUUGUAUUUCCUGAGUUGCUUCCUCCUGUCAAGUCUUCUGUGUUGGAUGGCAUGAUCAUGUGGUCUCAGUAGGAACAGUCACAGUGUUCCCCAUGUCUUAAAGGAUUCUUCUCUUCCCUACCCCUCCCUGUUCAUGUGAAGAACAGAAAGCCUGUGGAAUAAAUCUAGAACUAUGGCAUGGGAGGCAGCAGCUGUAAUGAGAUGUGAGGGCCCGGUGGGUAUACAGGCAGUUCCCAGGGAAGGGCAGUGGGUAGCUCUGGUGCAGACUGUGGGCAGCAUAAUAGACCAGUUAGGUCAGGCGGGGACUGGCUCCCAGCAGGGUUAUUGUGGCAGCUGGAGGCCCCAAGGAGCCUGAUAGGCUGUGACUGAACAGAAAAGGUUCUUCUUUUUUUAAUCUUUUGUUUUUAAAUACUCUUUUUUACACUGUUGUUGGUACUUUUUUUAUGCUUAAGUCAGCAUUGUCUUCCAGUGUUAAAGGCACCCCUUGCCUCUUCAUAGAACUUAUGUGUCAAAACAAAGGAAUGGGCAGAUUGUCCAUCCAAGCCAGUUCAAUUUGAUGUAAAUUCAUAUUGUUUUAAUUUUUUAUGCAAUCUGAUGAGUAGAUGAGCUCAGAUUUAAAAUCCUUAAAAGCACGUUUAUUGUAACCAGAAUUGUUAUGUAAUUAAUACUGCAGUUUUCAAUAAAGAUUGACUUGUGUUGCA
Molecule: messenger RNA, 4870 nt
Organism: Grammomys surdaster
Lineage: Eukaryota; Metazoa; Chordata; Mammalia; Rodentia; Muridae
Gene: Fam168b
Product: family with sequence similarity 168 member B
Exons: 8
Coding region: 66-707 (213 amino acids)
Source: RefSeq, a predicted model, not a curated record